AUGGAGACGGUGCGACUCCUCCUUGCCAUUGCUGAGCAGAGAAGAUGGCCAGUGUAUCAGUUUGGCAUCAAAUCCACGUUUUUGAAUGGAGAAAUAUAUGAGGAGGUGUAUGUUGAACAACCACUUGGCUAUGAGAAAGAGGAAGAAGAAAACAAGACCCUAAUUCCAUCAAACACAAACAUGAAGUUCCUCCUCCUCUCUGUCAUCCUAUCCAUCAUCACCGUUGCCACAGCACAUGACUACAACGUCUGUGACACCGAUGGCAAUCCUCUAGUUCCCGGCGUUCAGUACUACAUUGUCCCGGGGAUCACCGAUGAUGCCGGAGGGCUCACUCUGGAAAGCAACAAUGGUUCAUGCCCUCUCAAUGUAGCUCAAUCUCCCAAUAAUGGAGACUUAGGCUUACCUGUGAUCUUCACUAUUGCAAACCCUCAUAAGGACCUUAUUGGUCUUGGAGAUAACAUAUACAUUUCCUUUUCGACUUCGAUGUGCGCAGAGUCGACGGGCUGGAGGAUCACAGGUCCUGAUGAAGUUUCCAACAGGUAUCAUGUUUCAACCUCAAAAUAUACAGGAAACCCUCUGCAAGGAACAGUGGACAAUUGGUUCAGGAUAGAACAGUAUAUGAAUGUUUACAGGCUUGGCUUUUGCCCUAAUGAGUGUCAUGAUCAGUGUGGUGUUCCUCAGUGUGGAGUUUUGAGUGUUGAGGUUGUGGAAUGUCAUCGUUGGUUGGUUUUGACUGGAUCUAAUGAGAGCUGUUUCCCAGUCCAGUUUAAAAGGGCAUGA
Molecule: messenger RNA, 780 nt
Organism: Dioscorea cayenensis subsp. rotundata (Guinea yam)
Lineage: Eukaryota; Viridiplantae; Streptophyta; Magnoliopsida; Dioscoreales; Dioscoreaceae
Product: kunitz trypsin inhibitor 5-like
Exons: 2
Coding region: 1-780 (259 amino acids)
Molecular function (GO): endopeptidase inhibitor activity
Source: RefSeq, a predicted model, not a curated record